AUGGAUAAAAUUCCGGCAGACGCUAUUCAAGAAAUACUCACGAAACUUCCAACAAAAUCGUUAUUGAGGUUCAAGUGUGUUUCAAAGAGUUGGUGCAGCAUGAUUGAAGAUCCCGUUUUUGUUGAUGCUUUUCGUGUUCGCUCACACAAUCGAAGCCCCUGUCUCCUUAUUCGUAAGAAUCAUCAUGGAAAGCUUAACGAUAGAGGUGUACGGAAGGUAAAUGACUUUUUCCUAGUGGAUCUAAAAGGCAAUUCUGCUCCUCUUCCGGUUCCAUCUUAUCUUGAAACAUUAACCUUUCCUUUCGAGGAGGUUGAUGGCUCUAUUAUAAAAGAGGAGCCUUUUCUGCACUUUGUUGAAGGCUUAGCGUGUAUUAAUAACAUCAUAUGGAACCCUACUACAAGAAAAAUCAUGGAUCUUCCCCCACGAAAGUUGAAUCAGAAUGUGCAUGUGAGAAAGGUGAAUGAAGACACAAAUAUUGUUGCGGGCUCUUAUAUUUGGUGUGUCUCAGCAGAAUACUCUUUAGGGUUCGAUUAUUCAACCAGGGAAUACAAGGUUUUGAGCAUCUCUCGCACCGGGUCAAAAAUAAAUCACGGUAUCGGUGGCCGCAAGAAUGCGUGGGAUACUACUGAUGACCAAGUAUACGCAGAAGUUUUGACUUUGGGAACAAAUUCUUGGAGAAAUACUAAUUUUUCUCUUCCUCAAGAGCUUGAACCUGACUUCUCUGUUGUGACAAAUUGUACGAUCAAUGGCAUAAUUUAUUUGGUCAUCUACCGGCGUCGGUACCGUUAUGAACCACCAAGUUACUGCUUACUGAAUUUUGAUCUAAGCAAUGAGAAAUUUCAGCUUUUGCCUAUUCCCAAAGGUUUUGAUUAUUCAGAUCAUGCUUGCGAGGUGGGAGAAAGAUUUGCUUUGAUUGAGCAACUGAGCACAAAGAUUUGGAUAUUACAAGAUUCGGGGAGUGGAAAGUGGACUGAGGAGGAUUUCUUGUGGCCUCAAGAUUGGUAUACAAAUCUUAGUUAUGACAACAAUCGCCCUGUCAUCGAUUCUUGUAUAGAGCCCAUUGGUUCUUGCCCAACUGGUGACAUUUUGUUUAAAAGACUAAAAUUCAAAUUUAGGCUUGGUGAGGAAGAUGACGAAGAACACUCGCAGCCAAGUGACGAAGAAGAGUCGCAGCCAAGUACUUGUGUAUGCUACGAUAUGAAGCUAAAAAGUGCAAGGACAAUCCCGGAACUAAACGGGGUAAUCUAUCCUAAUACAAGGUAUGAUUGGGAUGACAUCUGCAUCAAGCAUGUGGAAACUAUACACCCGCUGAAGUAG
Molecule: messenger RNA, 1317 nt
Organism: Coffea arabica (coffee)
Lineage: Eukaryota; Viridiplantae; Streptophyta; Magnoliopsida; Gentianales; Rubiaceae
Product: putative F-box protein At1g47790
Molecular function (GO): protein binding
Source: RefSeq, a predicted model, not a curated record